Messenger RNA from Tetrahymena thermophila SB210, 4026 nucleotides. Its product is annotated as transporter family ABC domain protein. The record is from RefSeq and is a predicted model, not a curated record. The transcript is spliced from 12 exons. Gene Ontology annotation, biological process: lipid transport; transmembrane transport. Gene Ontology annotation, molecular function: lipid carrier activity; ABC-type transporter activity; ATP binding. Lineage: Eukaryota; Ciliophora; Oligohymenophorea; Hymenostomatida; Tetrahymenidae. Gene Ontology annotation, cellular component: intracellular membrane-bounded organelle; membrane.
AUGGCUAGUGUUUUAAAAUAAACGGGCAUUAUCAUUAAAAAGAAUGCCAUGCUUAACUUAAGAAACUAUGAAUAUCUAAAAGAUAUAAUUCCUCCAGCUAUUUCAGCUGUCUUUAACAUAGUUGCGAAAAGCUAAAGUUCUCUUUCGUUCAUAGCAGCGUUAUACCUUCCUCUGUCUCUUUCAGGAUUUCUGAGAUCAUUUGUUUACAAUUUUAUAAAUGAAAAAUCUGAAAAAUAUAAGGAAACUUAAAAGAUUAUGGGACUUAAAAGCUUAUCAUAUAAUCUAGGUUGGUUCAUAUUUAACUACUCUAAAGCAUUCAUUAUUGGUUUUAUUUACUUGCUACCUUGUUUGAUAGCUUAAGCAUUUAGUUCAAGUAAUUUGAGCUUAGGAGAGAUUGUAUUAGCUUAUCUUCUGUUCAUAUGCGCUGCAUUAAGUUAGUGUUAUAUGUACACUACGUUUUUCUCCCACCCUAAACUCCCUUCAGAUUUGAUCACUUUGGUACAUUUAAUUGCUUCUGCCUUGUAAUAUGUAGCCGCAGUUCAAUCAGUUUAAGAAAAUAAUUCUUUGCUUAGCCUUCUAUGUUUGUUCCCUUAAACAUGUGUAAUAUUUAUUUUCCUUCAAGCAGGUUGGAACUAAUAAGGCUCAGGUGGUGGUUUUAGUUACUCUGAUAUGAACUUUAGCUAUUCUAAUGGCAUAUCCAUGCUUAUACUGGAUACAAUUGUCUACUUCCUCCUUUAUGUAUACUUCGAUAAUGUUAUUAAAAAUGAAUAUGGUACUUAAAAAGAUGCUUUAUUCUUUAUAAAUUGGAUUUGGAAGAAAAAAUCAAAUAAGAAGUCAUUUGGUUCCUCAAAUGAACUUAGAGAGAAUCUAAGUGUAAAUCAAUAAGAAAAUGAUGAAGAAAUUAAUUACUCUACUAACUAAGUUGAUUAUAGCUCUGCCAAAUAUAAAGAAGAAUUUAGAAAUCUUAAUAAUCUUUCAGUGACAAUUAAAGUUAGAGAUUUAGUUAAAACUUUUGGAGAUUUUACUGCAGUUGAUCACUUAUCCUUGACAUUGUACGAAUAGCAAAUUUUUUGUCUCUUAGGACACAACGGAGCUGGUAAAACUACGACUAUAUCUUUACUAACUGGGUUACUAUAAAAAAAUCAAGGAAAAAUCAUUAUGAAUAAUUUAGAUUUUGAUGAGAAUUUAGAUUAAAUUCGUUAAAAUAUUGGAUUAUGCUAGUAGAGAGAUGUCUUAUACGAUAACUUUACUGUAGAAGAACACCUUCAGUUUAUAGGAAGAAUCAAAGGAAGAGAAGGCGAAGAGUUAGAAAAUGAAAUUAAUUAUCUAAUUUAAAAAUGCUAACUUUCAAACGAAGUAGGAAAAACAGCUAAAAUCCUAAGUGGUGGUAAUAAAAGAAAGCUUUCAUUAGCUAUGGCUCUUAUUGGAGGAUCAAAGAUUGUAUUUUUAGAUGAACCCUCUAGUGGCUUAGAUUUCAAUGCAAGAAAAGAAAUCAAAGAAAUUCUUUUGGAGCUAAAAAAAGAAUAAAGAACUAUUAUCCUUACAACUCACCAUUUAGAAGAAGCUGAAGAAUGUGCUGAUCGUAUAGCCAUCAUGGCUAGAGGUUAGCUAUUAACUCUUGGUACAAAUGAAUUUAUUAAAAAGAACUUUGGUGUGGGCUAUCACUUAACAAUAACUAGAAAAUCAGAAAAUAUGAUGAAAAGAAGUAGUAGACAAUCAAUAGAUCAUAAUAGACCUUCUUCAGGCUUUAAUUACAACUAACAACAACCUCAACCCACUAUUUAAGGUGAAUACUAACUAUCUCCUGAGAAAUGUGAAUAGGUUAAAUAAAUUGUUAACCAGAUUAUACCUGAAGCUAAAUACAACCCCCAAAGCUCAUUGGGAACUGUUUAAUUUACUCUUCCAUUUACUUCCAAAUAAAAAUUCCCAAAUCUCUUUUCUACUUUAGAAUAACAACCAGAGCUAAGCUUAGAUCUAGAAAUGAAUACUCUUGAAGAUGCCUUUAUCAAUAUAGGUAUGGAUGAAGAGAAAUACUUAAAUCCAGGAGAAAACUAAGGAUAAGAAAAAUUCACAGACUUUUCAAAUAUUCCUGUUCCUGAGUGUCUUUAAAAGCCUCCAGUUUUUGAUUUUGUCAAUUAAACAUUAGCAUGUUUCUAGAGAAAAAUAUUUAUGACUAUUAGAUCUGUCUCUAUUUUUAUCAGUUUCUUCUUACCUAUGGCUCUCCAAUUAGCUGGUCUUUUUGUAGCUAAAUUUGCUAUCACUGAGAGUGCAAUUGAUAAUAGUGAUGUAGACCCUGAUAAACAAAUAUCACUUGAAUUUUUCUAAGUUAUUAUUUUUGGUAUUUUCGGUAUGCUUGCAUAUGUCUUUGUGACUACAAGUUUCUGUGGUGUACCAGUUAUGGAAAGAGAAUUAAAGUUGAGAUACUCUUUAAAUGUUAUGGGAUGCAGAAGUUUACCUUACUGGUUAGGAACAUUCGCCUUUGAUUUUAUUUUCAUUUCGAUAAAUCUAUACAUCUUCUUUAUCUUCUGCUAUAUAGUUUAAUUCAAUGCAAUCACAAAUUACUUUGGCAGCUUCUUCGGAAUUACAUAAUUAUUUAUGUUUUCUAUUAUUUGCUAAUCAUAUUUCCUUUCGUUUUUAUUCAAAAAAGCUCAAACUGCCUAUAAAUUAGUCUUCUUUGUAAAUUAUCUCUUUUUCUACACAGUUCCAGCUAUAAUUGCAUCUUAGAGUACAACACUUUAGGGUUAUAUGGUUUUGAUAUCACCUUAUCUCUGCUAUAGUAUGGGUACUUAAGUUAUAGCUGCUAAUACUCAACCUUACCCUGAUAUGUAUCUUUCAAAUAACUAUCCAACAUGGUAAAAUAAGGUCUAUUAAUACAUCUUGAUACUUUUUGCACAGGGAAUUGUGUAUGGAUUACUUGCUUUGAGGAUAGAGAAAAAAUUAGAGAAAUUCCCUAAAGAACCUGAAGUGGAUUACUCUUAAUUCUAAAAUUAGAGCGUACCUUAAGAAGUAGCAGCUGAAGAUUAAAGAGUAUCUAACAUUAAUUGUUAAGAUAAAAUAAAGGUAUCGAAGCUUUAUAAAACUUAUAAAAUAAAUAAAAAAACUCCUCCCUUCACAGCAAUUAAGAAUAACUCUUUUGGAGUUUAGAACGGAGAAAUUUUGGGUUUGUUAGGACCUAACGGUGCUGGUAAAUCUACAACAUUUAACAUCCUAACUGCUUUGAUCCCUAAAAGUUAAGGUAGUGUAAAAUUAAAAAAUAUUGAAGUAGAGAGUGGUUUAAUGGAGAUAUACUAAGAUGUAGGUAUUUGUCCUUAAUUUGAUAAUAUUUAUGAAAAUUUAUCAGUUAUUGAACAUCUCCGUUUGUUUGGAAGAAUGAAAGGCUUAAAGGGUUAAGACCUAAAUGACAGUAUUUAAUACUUCUUGAAAGUUAUGCAAUUAGAAGAUUAUGUUCAUAGAAGGGCUGGUAAACUCAGUGGAGGUAAUAAAAGAAAACUAUGUGUAACUAUGGCUCUAAUUGGUGGUCCUGAUAUGUAAUUCUUUGAUGAACCAUCUUCUGGUGUAGAUCCUAUUGCAAGAAGAUUCCUAUGGAAUACACUCAGUUAGAGUUUAAAGCUAAGAAAAGGAGCUAUUGUUCUAACUACUCAUAGUAUGGAUGAAGCAGAGUCCCUUUGCUCUAAAAUCGGUAUCCUUAUUAACGGUAAAUUUAUGUGUUACGGAACACCUCAAUUCUUGAAAGAAAAGUAUGGUGAAGGCUACAAAAUUCACUUUAAAACAGAAAAUAGAGAUGCAGCCAUAAGAGAAAUUUAAGCUACUUUCCAACAAGCUAAAUUCCUAAGUGAUACAACUUAAAAUGACUAAGUUGAUCUUAUCUUGCCAUACCAAGAUUUUUCGUUGAGCAAGACAUUCAACUUCUUCGAAAAUCAUCUCUGCUUGAGCAGAGGAUUGAUAAAUGAUUUCUAAAUUUCUUAGAGCUCAUUAGCAUCUAUCUUUGUUUAUUUCACUCAAUUCUAAGAAAAGAGAGAAGUAUGA